AUGAAAGUCUCUCCAAAGAAGCCUCAGCUUUUCAAACCAAUUCUUCCAGGUUUCAAAAAUGGUCUUAAAAUUCCUAUAGGUUUCUUGAAGUAUUUGAAGAGACACGAUCAAUAUGAACAUGCAAUAAUGAGAAGGGUUGGUAAAAAGUGGUUGGUGAAAGUGAACGGUCAACAAUCAGAAGAUGGUAAUUGGAAUGAGUUUGUAGAGGAACAUGAUUUGCAGUUGGGAGAUAUGUUGAUUUUCAAACAUGAAGGAGACAUGAAAUUUGACGUUUCAAGCUUCGAUUUAAGUCAUUGUAACAAAGAAUAUGAAGAGUAUUUUCAUGAGGAUGAGGACGAGGAAACGGAUGAGAAAAAGGACGAGGAAGUUGCUACUCGUGACAAGCCUUUUGGUCAAUCUCAUUUUGAAUCUAAUCAUCAUGUCAUCUUUUCAUCUUCCUUUACUUAUUGGUGUUAUACAUUUGGUGUAAAUUUGAAGAAUAUGAACUAUUUAUUUGCACUUACACGUACACCAUGUCAGUUUCUGCUUCAACAAUUUGCUAGUGCGAAUGGUCUCAUCAACAAGAAGUGCAAGUUGAUUCUAAUAAUAGAUGAAAGACAAGGGUCGUGGAUUUUAAAAUUAAGUUCCGGCAGUACUCGAGCUCGAGCUUAUAUUGGAGAUGGAUGGCGUAAAUUUACUGCUGAAAUUUUUUUGAGGGAGGAUGAUCGUAUAUUGUUUGAGAUCGUUACUAAUAGAGAAACACCAAUUUGA
Capsicum annuum is the source of this 750-nucleotide messenger RNA. Its product is annotated as B3 domain-containing protein REM8-like. Gene Ontology annotation, molecular function: DNA binding. The transcript has 3 exons. Lineage: Eukaryota; Viridiplantae; Streptophyta; Magnoliopsida; Solanales; Solanaceae. Bases 1 to 750 code for a protein of 249 amino acids. The record is from RefSeq and is a predicted model, not a curated record.